Molecule: messenger RNA, 1750 nt
Organism: Solea senegalensis (Senegalese sole)
Lineage: Eukaryota; Metazoa; Chordata; Actinopteri; Pleuronectiformes; Soleidae
Product: putative protein TPRXL
Exons: 4
Coding region: 271-588 (105 amino acids)
Biological process (GO): microtubule-based movement
Molecular function (GO): ATP binding; microtubule motor activity; microtubule binding
Source: RefSeq, a predicted model, not a curated record
CUCCAGUUUUUGGUGGCUCUGUUUGUGCUUCCACUCUUGCUUGCAACAUGAGCAACAUAGGGCAACAGGGGCUUGUUAGAAUUUGUGAGAGAUACACAUGUUGUCCAAGAAUUUUAACCCUGGCGUGGAUUCGAACUUGUUGCGAGAAUGGGUUUAAGUCUGCCAUCUCUGAUUGCCCUGUUUUUGUUGGCGUGUAUGAUGUUGUCAUGGUGAUGCAGGUGGAAGUGACUCUGUGUUGGCUGUGUUCAGGUGUCUCCGUUGUCCAGCAACAUGAGCGAGUCGGUCUGCUCGCUGAAGUUCGCUCAGCGAGUUCGCAGCGUUGAGCUGAACUCCUCGUCUUCGUCCACCAGGAGACAUGAGAACUCGUCCACCUCGUCCUCGCCUACGCAUGACAGUGUGGAGCUGGACUCUCCCCCAGUGACCCCGGUCCCUCUCCCCAUCUCUCGAGCGAGCAGCGUCGGCAGCACUCUGUCCUCCGCCUCCAGGACCCCCAGCAGCUCCCGCAGGAGGUCCCAGUCGCAGCUGUCCACAGACAGACAGGUAGACAGAGCCAUCCCUUUGGUGGGGGACAGUGGCCAGGACGACUGAAGUUGGUGGCCUGAGAGACCCAGAAAGUGCACCGUGGGACAUCUGGGUUUGACUGCAGGGUGUCGGCAAACACCCUGAGGGACUGUCCCUGCCACUUCCACCCCACCCUCUGUUCGGAGCAGGAUGAAGAAGCAAAGACUGAUGGGAAGCUCCACUGACUCUAAACUCUUUCAGCAGAGAACAUGGCCAAAUGUUUUGAUUUCCGUGUCUUCUCGCUGUAAUGAAGGACAUUUAAAGUCAAAAAGACUCGUGAUUUGAACUGAACUAGAAAAAUCAACACGUCUUUCCCAUCCUAAAACAUCAGUAUAUGCUUUCCAAUCACAGUAUUUCUUUUGUUUCUUUGUAACAUUGCACUUUACAAAAUCUAGUUCAUUUGAGUAUAAUAUAUGCAUUAAUGGUUAUAUAUUUAUGUUUGACAUGCUUUAAUCUUGUUUUUUUUAAUUUUCAUUCUUUUCUCUUUUUUUAACCCUUUGGUGGAAGGAUUCAGGCUUCGUGAAAAAAAUUGAGGUUGAUCUUAAUUUUGAGAUGAAAAUUUCCUGAAAUUUCACAGAGAAGUGAAAUGAAUCUCUUUUUUUUUUUAUCACAUCUGUGCCAGAGGCAGGCUCUGUGUCCUCAAACUCAUCCUCAUCUUCAGUCAGGGUACUUCACCGAUACCAAGCUGUCCGUUUGGACUUGAGCAAUACACAGAAAUAGUCGCAUACAUGCUCAUUGUUCUUCAAACGUCUACUGGUCCUGUGGAUUUUUGUUUGUUUUUCUUAGUAGUACUAAAACUCAACUCUGUUGAGAGUGGACAUAUCUUCACCUUCCUCCAGCUCAUUGAAGUCAAGGAAAAGACACUUAAAAGCCCCCCGCAAACAAUUCCUCUCUAUGUGAUCCUGCUGUCGUCUCAUCACUCUUGCAGAAAACAAAGCUAGUUAACCACAGGUGACCUUUGUCUCAAACUGAACAGAUCAGUUGUUGUUGUUGUUGACCAGGUGCUGAGCAUAAUGUGACGAAGAGCGCUAAACUAAAGUUGUAGAAAACAGGAAUGCUUAGAAAUGCAAUGAUGCUGCUGUGUGCUGUUGACUUGAUGAUCAACAUGUCUGCUUGCUUUGACUCCGCUGUAGAUCUCUACAGUUGGAAUUUUUUUUGUAUUCCCUUUUUAAUAAACUCUCCAAAACAA